Molecule: messenger RNA, 968 nt
Organism: Gavia stellata (red-throated loon)
Lineage: Eukaryota; Metazoa; Chordata; Aves; Gaviiformes; Gaviidae
Gene: MAFB
Product: MAF bZIP transcription factor B
Exons: 1
Coding region: 33-968 (311 amino acids)
Biological process (GO): regulation of myeloid cell differentiation; regulation of transcription by RNA polymerase II
Cellular component (GO): nucleus
Molecular function (GO): RNA polymerase II cis-regulatory region sequence-specific DNA binding; DNA-binding transcription factor activity, RNA polymerase II-specific
Source: RefSeq, a predicted model, not a curated record
CCUCCGCCGGGAGAGGUGCCCGCAAGACAGCGAUGGCCGGAGAGCUCAGCAUCGGAGCCGAGCUGCCCACCAGCCCCCUGGCCAUGGAGUACGUCAACGACUUCGACCUGAUGAAGUUCGACGUGAAGAAGGAGCCCCUGGGCAGGAACGACCGCUCGGGCAGGCACUGCACCCGCCUGCAGCCUGCCGGCUCCGUCUCCUCCACCCCCAUCAGCACGCCCUGCAGCUCCGUGCCCUCCUCGCCCAGCUUCAGCCCCACCGAGCAGAAGACCCACUUGGAGGACCUGUACUGGAUGGCCAACAGCUACCAGCAGAUGAACCCCGAGGCGCUGAACCUCACCCCGGAGGACGCUGUCGAAGCCCUCAUUGGGUCCCACCAGGUGUCCCAGCAGCUGCAAGGCUUCGAGAGCUUCCGGGCCCACCACCACCACCAUCACCACCAUCACCAACACCACCACCAGUACCCCACGGUCACUCACGAAGACCUGGCCGGCAGCGGGCACCCUCACCACCACCACCACCAUCACCAUCAGGCCUCUCCCACUCCCUCCACCUCCUCCAGCUCCUCCCAGCAGCUCCAGAACUCGCACCAGCAGCAUCCCCCCUCCAGCAGCGUGGAGGACCGGUUCUCGGAUGACCAGCUGGUCUCCAUGUCCGUGAGGGAGCUCAACAGGCACCUCCGCGGCUUCACCAAAGACGAGGUGAUCCGCCUCAAGCAGAAGAGGAGGACCUUGAAGAACAGGGGCUAUGCCCAGUCCUGCAGGUAUAAGCGUGUCCAGCAGAAACACCACCUGGAGAAUGAAAAGACCCAGCUCAUUCAGCAGGUGGAACAGCUCAAGCAAGAAGUGACCCGGCUCGCCAGAGAGAGAGACGCCUACAAGCUCAAGUGUGAGAAACUCGCCAGCAAUGGCUUCAGAGAGGCCGGCUCCACCAGUGACAACCCGUCUUCCCCCGAGUUCUUCAUGUGA